AUGGGAUUUCAGGGUGAAGUAGGGCAAUAUUCUACACCUAAGCUUCUACUCUUCUCCAAAACAGUACCACCCAUGAUGCUGUCACCUGAUCGUACAGGGAUGCUAACACCACCACUGCACAGUUUAGCUUCAGUUCCAUUUCAAUGGGAGGAGGAGCCUGGGAAGCCUAGACCAUGCACCGCUCUUAUCGCACUGCCUAACCCUAUAAAAACCGAAACAAAGUGCUUAGAGCUUCCUCCAAGACUGUUCAUGGAGUCCGCUAAAAUUACCAAAACAAUCUCUCCCACCACAGUCUUGGAUGGACCUUACGUGGACAGGUCCAAGCUCUCUUCUUUUUCAUUCAGAUCUCUCAGGAAGAGUAAAGGGUCUUUUGACAUUACAGGCAGCACAAGUCCUGAGAAAGGGCAGCUUAGAACUGUUGUACUUUGCAAGAAAGGACACAAAAGGAGAGGUUUAUUUGAUUCUUGGGGAAAAAAGAAUCUCAAACUUAAGGGUCAGAAGAAGGAUAUUGGUGAUGACAAUGCUGGGACAAAGGCUACGUUUGGAAAAUUAACAAGAAAUGGAAGCUUUUCCAGCUUCACUCAAGCCAAGUCUAAGCAUCUUUGGGAUGUCAUAUGUGAAGGUCUCAAGCAAGUGAUGCCACGGAAGCAUGGAAAAUCAAUCAAGGAAAAUGUAAACGUGUAA
Fraxinus pennsylvanica is the source of this 684-nucleotide messenger RNA. NCBI's taxonomy places the organism in Eukaryota, Viridiplantae, Streptophyta, Magnoliopsida, Lamiales, Oleaceae. The record is from the annotation of a GenBank genome assembly.